Molecule: messenger RNA, 1835 nt
Organism: Balaenoptera ricei (Rice's whale)
Lineage: Eukaryota; Metazoa; Chordata; Mammalia; Artiodactyla; Balaenopteridae
Gene: STK38L
Product: serine/threonine kinase 38 like
Exons: 15
Coding region: 172-1566 (464 amino acids)
Biological process (GO): intracellular signal transduction; peptidyl-serine phosphorylation
Molecular function (GO): ATP binding; protein serine/threonine kinase activity
Source: RefSeq, a predicted model, not a curated record
AGAAGGGAGCGGACUGGCGCCGGGUCGGUUGCGGCCCGUGCGGAGGCUGAGCCGGCCGCGGGAGCGACCGGAGGCAGAUGGAUCAACUCAAAACCAAAGAGACUGAGUAUCUAAGGCCAGAGCACACAGCUGAGGAGUGAUAGCGUCAGAAUUAACUCUGUUUCUGUUACUAUGGCAAUGACGGCAGGGACUACAGCCACCUUUCCUAUGAGCAACCAUACCCGGGAAAGAGUGACUGUGGCCAAGCUCACGCUGGAGAAUUUCUACAGCAACCUAAUUUUACAGCAUGAAGAGAGAGAAACCAGGCAGAAGAAAUUAGAAGUGGCUAUGGAAGAAGAAGGAUUAGCAGAUGAAGAGAAAAAGUUACGCCGAUCACAACAUGCUCGCAAGGAAACAGAGUUCUUACGGCUCAAGCGGACCAGACUUGGCUUGGAUGACUUUGAGUCUCUGAAAGUUAUAGGAAGAGGAGCAUUUGGAGAGGUGCGGCUGGUCCAGAAGAAAGAUACAGGCCAUAUCUAUGCAAUGAAGAUAUUGAGAAAAUCUGAUAUGCUUGAAAAAGAGCAGGUGGCCCAUAUCCGAGCAGAAAGAGAUAUUUUAGUAGAAGCAGAUGGUGCCUGGGUGGUGAAGAUGUUUUACAGUUUUCAAGAUAAGAGGAACCUUUAUCUAAUCAUGGAAUUUCUCCCUGGAGGUGACAUGAUGACAUUGCUAAUGAAGAAAGAUACUUUGACAGAAGAGGAAACACAGUUCUACAUUUCAGAGACUGUUCUGGCAAUAGAUGCGAUCCACCAGUUGGGUUUCAUCCAUCGGGAUAUUAAACCAGACAACCUUUUAUUGGAUGCCAAGGGUCAUGUAAAAUUAUCUGAUUUUGGUUUGUGCACGGGAUUAAAGAAGGCUCAUAGGACUGAAUUCUACAGAAAUCUUACACACAACCCACCAAGUGACUUCUCAUUCCAGAACAUGAACUCAAAGAGGAAAGCAGAAACAUGGAAGAAGAACAGGAGACAACUGGCAUAUUCCACAGUGGGGACACCAGAUUACAUUGCUCCAGAAGUGUUCAUGCAGACUGGGUACAACAAAUUGUGUGACUGGUGGUCUUUGGGAGUAAUUAUGUAUGAAAUGCUAAUAGGAUAUCCACCUUUCUGCUCUGAAACACCUCAAGAAACAUAUAGGAAAGUGAUGAACUGGAAAGAAACUCUGGUAUUUCCUCCAGAGGUGCCUAUAUCUGAAAAAGCCAAGGACUUAAUUCUUAGGUUUUGUAUUGAUUCUGAAAAUAGAAUUGGGAAUAGUGGAGUAGAAGAAAUAAAAAGUCAUCCUUUUUUUGAAGGUGUAGAUUGGGGGCACAUCAGGGAAAGGCCAGCAGCAAUCCCUAUAGAAAUCAAAAGCAUUGAUGAUACAUCAAAUUUUGAUGACUUUCCUGAAUCUGAUAUUUUACAACCAGUGCCAAACACCACAGAACCGGACUACAAAUCCAAAGACUGGGUUUUCCUCAAUUAUACCUAUAAGCGGUUUGAAGGGUUGACUCAGCGUGGCUCUAUCCCCACCUACAUGAAAGCUGGGAAAUUAUGAAUGAAGAUCCCAUUCGCUCACAACCAAGAGAACUCAGGUAGCUGCAUCACCAGGCUUGCUUGGCGUAGACAACAGUACACUGAAAUACUCCCGAAGAUGGUGGUGCUUCUGACUACAAGAGGAAAUUCUACAGGAUUAGGAUUUCUAAGACUACUACAGGAAUUGGUUGGCAGUGCCAGCUGGCUUUUUUUUUUUUUAAUAUUUUAUUAUUUUUGUUAACUUUAUUAUAUGAAGGUACUGGAAUAAAAGAAAUGUACAUCCCUUUCUAA